GUGUAUUCAAUAAUUGACGUAAUGGGCGUGAACAAAGGUUAGCUGGUACGUACACAGCGCGGUAGGUGCACGUACGGAGGGGUAAGAUGGCGGGAACUACCGCUGUACUGGUGGCGUACUCUCUGCUUGCUGUUCUAGUGACGGUGAAAUCAGGUUCUGUGGACGAGCACGCUCACAGAGCGCGGUCCAUUACCAGAGAAAAUGGCGGCGCACCGGAGAGAGAAAAGAACCCACAGUUUUGGAACAACAUGGCGAAAAACUCCAUCCAAGACGCCUUGCGAAUUCAAAGGAGCCACAACAUGAAGAUUGCCAAGAAUGUAGUGAUGUUCCUAGGCGACGGGAUGGGCGUGGUCACUGUGACGUCAGCACGGAUCCUGAAGGGACAAAACGCGGGAAACCCCGGAGAAGAGACCGUGUUGACCAUGGACACCCUGCCGCAUGUAGCACUGUCCAAGACCUACAACAUAGAUGCCCAGACGCCGGACUCUGCUGCGACGGCCACCGCGUACCUGUGUGGCGUGAAGGCGGCGUACGCAACGGUCGGGGUAGACGGCAGGGCAUGGAAUAAAGACUGCAGCUCUUCAAAGGGCGCGGAAGUCCAGUCAAUCUUAGCUUUGGCAGAGUCUGCAGGAAAAUCCACCGGCGUCGUGACGACAGCCCGCAUGACCCACGCCACCCCGGCGGCGACCUACGCUCACUCGGCCUCCCGCGAGUGGGAGGCUGACAGGGACCUCUCGCCUGAAGCUGUCCAGAACGACUGUAAGGACAUCGCCACACAGCUGGUGGACGACAAUCCCGGCAUUGAGGUGCUUCUAGGAGGAGGACGCAGGAACUUCCAUACCGGGACGGAUCCGGAAUAUCCGGACGACCCCGGAUCAAACGGUGUCCGGAGUGACGGCAGGAACCUAGUGCAGGACUGGCUGGUUGGGAAGACAUCAGCGCGUUACGUCUGGAACGGGACGGACUUUCGAACCGUCAACCCUCAAACUACGGACUAUCUUCUGGGUCUUUUUGAGCCUAGUCAUAUGAAAUACAUGACAGACAGAGAUGAUUCACCAUCAGAAGAACCUACCCUGGCGGAAAUGACGCGAACUGCCAUCCAGAUACUGCAGAAGAACAGAAACGGCUUCUUCCUGCUCGUUGAAGGUGGUAGGAUAGACCAUGGACAUCACGAUGGCAAGGCCGUGAAGGCCCUCACCGAAGCUGUGGCAUUUGACGACGCCAUAAAGGUUGGUAAAGAUAUGCUGAACCUGGAAGAGACCCUCAUCAUCGUGACGGCGGACCACGGCCACACUGUCAGUUUUGGAGGCUGGGACACGGCGAGAGGCAGCCCCGUAUUUGGCAAGUUGGACCCGGAUUAUUUUGUUGAAAGCGAGGGCGUUAACCUUGUCCCAGACGGCAAGCCGUACACGGCGAUUCAGUACGGCACCGGGCCGGGCUACAACAUCUCCGCUCCUCGUGAGGACAUCACGAACGUGGACACAGCACACCCAGACUACCUGCAGCAGAGCGCCGUGCCCACGGUGGUAGAAAGUCAUGGAGCGGAAGACGUCGCCAUCUUUGCUGACGGCCCCAUGGCUCACCUGUUCCACGGCGUGCACGAGCAGAACUACAUCGCUCACGUCAUGAAGUACGCGGCCUGUCUGGGGGAGUACGCGGAGGAUUGUGAUCGGGAAGAAAGGGUGGCGUCUGGAACCGCUAGGGGGAGCUUCAGCACUGCUGCUGUAUUGUCCUCCAUCUUCUUACAGCUUGUCUGGUGGCUUUAAGUGUAUCAUCUGUGCAAAUGCAUAAUUACAGUUAGGCAAAUUAGUUACGCUUAUUGGUGAUGUAAGCAUCUACAACCGCUUGGCGGAGCCUCUGCAACGAGCUGUGUUUUUGCAGCUUUUAUGGGUCCAGUUCUUACGUGCGAACUACUUUAAGCGUAAUUUACCAAAAUCAAAUGCAUUCUCAACAUUGAAUACAGUUUCACCAUCGACUCAUACUCAUAAUGGAUUCCUGAUGUGAUAAUUGUCUAUGAUUUGAUCUAGUGUGAAACAACCACGAUAAGAAAUAGGGGUACAUCGUACUGUACCUCACAUGAAAAAGAAUUGUAUGGCAUAUUUGAACGCGGUUUUGGGAGUAUAAAAUGAAAAUGCUA
Messenger RNA from Branchiostoma floridae (Florida lancelet), 2137 nucleotides. RefSeq names its product alkaline phosphatase-like. The record is from RefSeq and is a predicted model, not a curated record. Bases 87 to 1766 code for a protein of 559 amino acids. The transcript has 11 exons. NCBI's taxonomy places the organism in Eukaryota, Metazoa, Chordata, Leptocardii, Amphioxiformes, Branchiostomatidae. Gene Ontology annotation, biological process: dephosphorylation. Gene Ontology annotation, molecular function: alkaline phosphatase activity.